This is a messenger RNA of Zootoca vivipara (common lizard), 2808 nucleotides long. RefSeq names its product chromosome 4 CXorf58 homolog (gene C4HXorf58). The record is from RefSeq and is a predicted model, not a curated record. NCBI's taxonomy places the organism in Eukaryota, Metazoa, Chordata, Lepidosauria, Squamata, Lacertidae.
AGGCGACAGGUGUUCGAGUGCGGCGCCUGCGGGCUCUUGAGUCGAGGCUGGCCACGAUGUUGAGCAGGACCUCUCGCCUGGCAGGAGACAGCAGAGCAAAGCGGAGGUAUCAUCCUGACACAGCAGCAAAAACUAUUCAGAAGGCGUGGUGGAGUCACACAAGGAUACGGUUGUAUAGACUCAUGAAACAUACAAUUCGGGCAGCGGAGUAUUGCAUUACCGAUGAUAUUUUGAAAAGAGUGUGUCCUUUGGAAGCUGAACUUCUUAAAGACCCUACUCUUAAGUGCAGAGUUCGAUUCAGAUUAGCUGGAUCUGAUUUUCCCCCUUUCGUUGUGUUCAAGAUAUUUUGCAAGUCAAGAGACCAAAACACCCAUUACAUCACUGGGAAAAGCGUAAUAACAGCAACAAGUGAGGCGGCUGUUGAUGCUUGCAAGUUAAUGGGAUACCGGACGUAUUAUAAUCAGAUACUGCAGGAUGAACUCCAGCAUAAGAAAUACGGAAUAACAGAGGAGUUGGAUGUGGCUACAAUAAGAGACCACGUACAAUAUAGCAAUCUCUUGGAUGAGGUUCCAGCAUACUAUGGUGGCAGACAUAACUGCUGGAGAAGGCUGUCUUUACAUGAUUUUCCCAGAUCAAUGAUUGUGUAUGACAUCAUGGACUAUGCACAGUCUGGGAAGCUAUCUACCAGACUUAGGAUGGAAUUGCCAUUUCUGCUGCUGAGGCCACAGAAUGAAGAAACGUGUCGUGCUCAAAUCAUGGCUAUUUGUCAAAUCAGAUCUCCACCACAAAUUCCCACAACUGCAAUCCUCUCAAAACUGAGUAGAAAAUCAGCACAUAGAACUGGGCGUCGCUCUUACCAAGCUCAGAAGAAGAAUGCAAAAUUGAGGAGGGCUUAUAGCCUUGAGAAACAAAGAGAGAUGCUGAGAACUUCAUCGUUAAGUGAUCAUUCAGACUCCACAGUCACUGAAGAGUCAAGCCGUGAAAGUGUUUUGUCAGAUGAAGACUGGGAGCACGAGGCAGUGAAGCUAUACGACUGGAGCAGAUCCCUACGAGUGGAAGAUAUUGGGGGAGACUAACCCAUUAUAAAACUUAUGUUCCCUUCCAUUUCUUCUGAUUGAAUCACAGAAUUGUAGAAAACAGAUCAUUUGUCCUGAUGUGUGUAAUUUUCUCCUACCAUGCUGCAGUCAUGAAGGACAUGAAUAGCAUGUGAAUAAUUACUGUGGUGCUUUAGGAAAUUCAUGGUGCAGCAAGUUAUUGUGCUAUAGUAACGACGGUGGUGGUGGUAUCAUUAGCAGAUAAGAGGGAAGGAAACAUGACCUAUAGGGAGAGAAGCAGAGUUAUUUAUCCUUAGAACCCACAUGGACAACAUUGAGAAGAGAGUAAUAGUUUCCCUUUCUGAAUUACAGCUAAGAGGGCACAAAGAGAGAAAGUUGGUGUAUGAUCUCCAUUUUAAGUCAUAUUCUGGGUAGAUCCAUUUUGCAGGAUGUGUAUUUAUUUCAAGGGGUCUACACUGAGUAUGACACAGCAGGAUAUUGCCUGGUAAAUUGCAAUGUUAAUCUAGUGUCCACUUUAGCAUAGUCAUUUGUGCUUGCUUACCAAUUGGGCUGAAUGUUUUAAAUAAACAGUAAUUUUUGAGUUAGGUCAACAUGCUUGACUCAUAGAAAAGAAGAACUUGAAGUAUAAUACACAAUGGACAAAGUACCCUAAAGAUUAAAAAUAUUUUAUUUACAUUUUUUUAUAUACAAUUUUUACACAUUAGUUUAAAAACAGAAUAGAGUACAUAUGCAUCACUGAACAUAAUGCAUUCACAGCAUGAGAGAAGUUAAUGUUUGGAAACAGGUGGGAAGAAAAAAUGCUUUUAGAAAGUUUAAAAGGACAGAUCACAAGAAUUUCAUAGCAGCUCUGGGAACCUUCCUGGAAAAAGUACCCCAACACGCACAUUUGAGUUUGCGUAUAUGUUUGAACAAAGUACUUCCAUUUGAUUCAGCACAGUUAGAAGAUAGCUUUCCAAGUUAACUUGUCAAGACCAUUGUUCAUGAAACCUUUGCCAACUCAUUCAGAACAACAGUAGAAUUUAUGCCAUAUAGGGAUAUGCCACUGCAGCCCGGUAACCUUUUCACCAGGAAUGCAGAAAACCUGUGGCUCUCCACAUGAUGUUAAGAUGCCCAAUCUCCAUCAGCCCCAGCCAUCACAUUUAAUGAUCAGGGUUUGUGGGAGUUGUGCUUCAACAACAUUUGCAGACCCAUAGUUUGCUUUACACUAGUACUCUUUUCCAGACUUCCAAUGGCAUUAAUAUUAAUAGUAAAGAUUACCAGUUAUUGAGAUUAUAACUGGAAUCCUGAUCCUAACUCAAUUCUAUAAUUUUGAAAAGUCCACCAAAGCAAUCCAGAUUAAUCCAAAUUUCUGUCUGCUUUUCUCUUUGCUACACUUAUUUGGAACAAAAACUGCCACAGAUAAGACAUCACACUAUAGGAAAACUAAGAUUUUCAAUUCCUAUCACUUUAAUGAUGCAGUACAUAUUGUUUUACAGAGACAUAAGAUCACCCUUAAUUGGCUUCUACAGUUUACACCAUGCAUGGGCAAUCUUGAUGCUACACUGCCCAUUCUCCAGUUCAGAAUUCACAAUGUUUGUUCUCUCCAGAAUAAAAGUAUUCUGAACAUUAGCAAGUUCUGUAACCAGGAUUUAAUAAGAAGAAAGCAUUUCUCCCUUUAACUUAUGAAACAAGCUAAAAGGACUAGCAGUGAUGGAGUUCUACAGUAUCAUCCCAAUUAUUGUUUAUUUAAGUUUGACUCCAUCCGCAUGGUUUC